Molecule: messenger RNA, 1734 nt
Organism: Ornithodoros turicata
Lineage: Eukaryota; Metazoa; Arthropoda; Arachnida; Ixodida; Argasidae
Exons: 1
Coding region: 1-1734 (577 amino acids)
Molecular function (GO): zinc ion binding; nucleic acid binding
Source: RefSeq, a predicted model, not a curated record
AUGCUCAGGGGCCAGAUUGUGGAGAGUACGAAUGUUCCUCAUCUCCGUGAGCGCUUGCUGCUCGAAGGCUCUGGCCUUACCUUGGAUAGGACUCUGGCUCUCGCGCGUCAGUUUGAGCAAACACAGAAGGAAGUGAAACAAUUCCACAAGUACGAAGAAGAUUUUACUGCACAAGAAGUUGCCAAGCGAGGAUUCAAGCAGACUGCUAACAAGCAGUUCCGAACUGGUAAUAGACCAUCGGUACCGACGUCAGGCACACAUUGCUUUCGUUGCGGGUCGGCGGAUCACCUCGCGAACUCACCUUUAUGCAGAGCAAGAAACAAAAAGUGUUUGGCUUGCAAUAAGAUAGGACACACUCGGUCGGUCUGCCGAUCUUCUGGCCGAGUUCGUACAUUAACUUCGGAUCGAAGCACUUCUGGGUCGACCUCGCAAGACGACAGCCGAAUAGUACUCGAACUUGCAUCACCCGAAACGAGGCGCAAGACGGAAAUAUAUCUUACAGUAAACGUUGAAGGCACCAACGUCGAUUUCCUGUUGGAUACCGGUUCGUCAGUGCCCAUUAUGUCUGCAGCAAUUUACAACAAGCACUUUUCUGGCAUUACAUUGAGGCCGACGUCCAUCAACCUCUUCGACUACUCAAGAAGCCGCAUCGCUAUAGUCGGUUGCUUCCCAGCGUCAGUAACCCACAAGAACCGCACAGUGUGUGUGAUCUUCUACGUCGUUUCGAGCGGUACAACUCUACUGGGUCUUGACGCGCUCACCGCACUGAAACUUAGGAUCGACGGGCUCCACCUUACGUGCUCUAACACAGUAUCUACUCAGUUACCGUCAGUACUCGCUUCAGAUUUCGCACACCUGUUUGAUGGUACGCUAGGAAUUGCAAAGAACUAUGUGCACAAGGUGAAAGUGCGGUCGGAAGUCAAGCCCGUUACUGGUAAAUUGCGACGGCUACCACUCACAGUUCGCGAACAAGUUUCAGAUGAACUGCGACGACUAGAAGAGCAAGAUAUAAUAGAGAAGAUUACUGCGUCGGAGUGGGUAUCACCAAUCGUGGUGGUGAAAAAGAAAGAUGGCUCCAUCCGCCUUUGUGUGGACCUCCGGGAGCCAAACAAGGCAGUCAUACCAGAUUGUUUCCCCUUGCCCCAUACAGAUGAACUGUUAAAUGCCCUGUCUGGAUCUACGCGUUUCUCCAAGCUCGAUUUAGCUUCAGCAUAUUAUCAGGUUCCUUUACAUCCAGAGAGUAGGGAUCUAACAGCAUUUAUAACCCACGAUGGCCUCUACCGUUUCAAACGUGUAUGCUUUGGAAUUGCAUCCGCUCCGCAAGCGUUCCAGCUUGUGAUGUCACUCCUACUACAAGGCUGUCAAGGAGUAUUAUUCUAUAUUGACGACAUCUUCGUGUACGGGCGAACUGAGCAGGAGCAUAUGGACAACCUGCGAGCAGUUUUACAACGACUUUCGCAAGAAGGCUUGCGGCUCAACCACAAGUGCAUUUUUGACGUCCCCGAACUGACUUUCUUAGGACAUACUGUGAGUGCUCGAGGACUCUCACCUUUGCCAUCGGCUACGGAAGCCAUCGAGAAAGCCCCUCCGCCAACCGACAUAAAAUCUCCUCGGUCAUUUCUUGGCCUUGUCAGUUAUUAUAGCAAAUUUAUUCCGCAUUAUGCACAGGUCCUGGAGCCACUGAGGAAGCUCUUGAGAAGUGGAGAAUCAUUUUCCUGGACACAAGAAGCAUAA